AUGUGCUUAAAUAAAAUUAAUAAUUCCUCAACUCUUAAUUUAUUUAUGUAAACUAGAAAUUGGGAGAGCAAGAAACAACGAUUAGAAAAUCUUAACCGAUAAAAUGAAUUGAGUAUAUAAAUAUAAAGUAUAUUUGUAAGAAAAACAAAAAAGUGUCCAGUAGAUAUCUGAUACUAAUAGAAAUUUUUUCUGCAAUUUUUAAACCUUUUAUGAAAAAAAUAAAGAUUAGCAAAUUCCAUCUUUAGAGUAUUAAGCACUUAUAUUUAGAUUUUUAUAAGAAGAAUUUCAUGUUUAAGAACUUUAUACAAACUAAUAAGUUUUUGAAAUGUAAUAGGAAUUGUUUAAAUUGUGGAUUCCAAAGAUAAAAAAAAAUUGGACAGAAGAAGAUAAAUAAAUUCUUAUAUGGAUUGUAUUAAAAAUCUGUUCUAGAGAUGGUAUUCACUUCAGAAAAAUUGUAUUAUAUAAGAUUUAAAUAAUAGCCAACUAAAGUAUGGGAAGAUGUAGAGCAAUUAAUCGGCAGGAGGACUGCUGAAUAAUGUAAAAUCAAAUGGAAUGAUUUAUUGAAAUUAUCCUUGUAAUAAUUACCAUGGACAUAAGAAUAAGAUGAAUAUUUAAUAUAAUUGAUUAAGUAUAAUUGAAAAUUAGCUUUAGUUAAAGCAAAGAAUAAGGAAUGUAGAAUAAAUGGUGCAUCAUAGCUAAUUUAUUAAAUGCCUAAUUUAAAGAUUCUCCAAGAACAGGGAAGCAAUGUAGAGAAAGAUGGAAUAAUCAUCUUAAUCCUGAUAUAAAUAGACAUUAAUGGAGUUUAGAAGAAGAUAUUGAAUUAUUAGAAUUAGUAAAAAAAAAAUAGAAAAAAUGGGCAUUAAUAUCAAAAAUAUUAAAAUCAAAAAGAAGUGAAAAUGCAGUAAAAAAUCGUUAUAAUUGUUUAAUGAAAAAAAAUACUUGUUAAUCUAUUACAACUUUAAUUGAUGAAUUGAAAAAGAAAAAUAAAUUGUAAAAUCCAGAAGCCCCUUUGAUGUAAAUUUCAAAAAGAAAAAAAUUAUUUCAAAUAACUAAAAGUACAAUUAUAAAUUAGUUUAAUAAGCUUAACAAGCAUAAAACUAAAAAGUGAAUAGUGAGUUCAGUAUCUAAUAAUUUGAUAUAAUUGAUAUUAAUUAGCUAAAAUGCCUUACUCCUGCUUUUUAUGAUUCUAAAUCUUAAAGUCUAUUUAUUAGCAAUAAACAUUAAUUGAUGUCUUUCUUAAGUAGUUAAAUGAUAAAAAUUGAAAGUGAUUAAAAUAUCAAAAAUUUUGAUUAAAACAAUUAAUAGCAUGAGUUUUCCAAUUAAAUGAGUGGAUUUUUAAAUUUAGUAGAUUCAUCUAAUUUAAUAAAAUAUGUACCUAAUGUUUUUGCAAAUCAAUAACAACCAAUUUAAUAAGAAAAGAGGUAAUUUUUAAUAUUUAAUUUCAAUUAAGAUCUUAAUUUAAUAUUCCUGGGAUGUAAAUAGAAUAAAUUAAUUAAGAAAUGAUACUUAAAAAUAAACUUUCUUUUUUUUCUUCAAAAUUGCCUGAUUUAAAGAAUAGAGUUUCUAUGGAAUAAGAAGAAAUAAAUUAAUAAAUAAAAAUUAGUAAAUGA
Paramecium primaurelia is the source of this 1610-nucleotide messenger RNA. The record is from the annotation of a GenBank genome assembly. Lineage: Eukaryota; Ciliophora; Oligohymenophorea; Peniculida; Parameciidae.